Fusarium tjaetaba is the source of this 1092-nucleotide messenger RNA. RefSeq names its product alcohol dehydrogenase (NADP+). Gene Ontology annotation, biological process: alcohol metabolic process. The transcript has 2 exons. The record is from RefSeq and is a predicted model, not a curated record. Lineage: Eukaryota; Fungi; Ascomycota; Sordariomycetes; Hypocreales; Nectriaceae. Gene Ontology annotation, molecular function: alcohol dehydrogenase (NADP+) activity; zinc ion binding. The coding region runs from base 1 to 1092 and encodes 363 amino acids.
AUGUCUACCGAUUACGAAUUCAAGGGCUGGCUUGGCCGUGAUCCCAGCUCCGUCAAUGGAAAGAUGGAGUGGGAUACCUUUGAGCCCAAGAAGUGGGAGGAGAACGACGUCGACAUCAAGAUCACACACUGCGGUAUCUGCGGUUCUGACCUUCACAUUCUUCGCUCCGGCUGGGGCGAGACACCUUUCCGAGCAGCCUGCUGUGUCGGCCACGAAAUCGUCGGCAAGGCUGUCCGCGUCGGCUCCAACGUCACAAACAUCAAGGUCGGCGACAGAGUCGGUGUAGGCGCCCAGGCCCGCAGCUGUCUCCGCGACGACUGCUCCGAGUGCUCCGCCGGCCGCCUCAACUACUGCCCCAAGAUGGUCAGCACCUACGGCUCCGUCUACCCCGACGACAUUGGCAAGUCCUACGGCGGCUAUGCCGACUACAACCGCACCGACUCCCGCUUCGUCGUAAAGAUCCCAGAGUCUCUCCCCUCAGAGUACGCUGCGCCCAUGCUCUGCGGCGGUGUCACCGUCUACGCUCCCCUUCGUAACAACGGCUGCGGUCCUGGAAAGACUGUGGGCAUCGUCGGUGUAGGCGGUCUGGGCCACUUUGGCGUUUUGUUCGCAAAGGCUCUUGGUGCUGAUAAGGUCAUUGGUAUUUCUCGUAAGGCCUCCAAGAAGGAUGAAGUCCUCGCUCUCGGCGCAGAUGCCUACAUCGCUACUGACGACGAUGAGGACUGGGCCAACAAGAACGCCAAGACGAUCGAUCUCAUGAUCUGCACUGUUUCAAGCAGCAAGAUGCCUUACAGCGAUUACUUCAAGCUCCUCCGUCACGGCGCCGACUUUGUGCAGGUCGGAGCUCCUGACUCUGGUGAACUCCCUCCCAUCAACGCAUUCAACCUCAUCAUGGGCCAGUUCAAGCUGAGCGGAAGCUUGAUUGGUUCGCCCAAGGAUAUCGAAGAGAUGCUGCAGCUUGCAGUUGAGAAGAAUGUCAAGCCUUGGGUUGAGAAGAGGCCGAUGGAGGACGCGAACCAGGCUGUUGUCGAUAUGGAGAAUGGAAAGGCUCGAUACCGAUAUGUUUUGGUUAACCAGAAGAACAUUGAUUAA